AUGUCUUCUGCGCUUCCAGAUAUCUUCGAAGAUGUUGACAUCACCCAAGGUGAUUUGCCUAGCGAGUGGUGGGAAAGUGGCUAUGCAUUCUGCACAUCACCCACAGAACCCGAGGGCCAGGCCGCUCGCUUCCAGUUCGUGAUCCGCAAGUGGACCCAAUUAGCCAGCGCAGCAUCAAGACAGUCAGAUUUUGAGGACAACACGUACGCACUCAACUCAAAGGUAUCCAGAACCCUGGUCGAGGAGGCGAAUGGGUUAGCUUGUCGUACAGCAACAGGCAAGCGCAAGGCAAUCGAUACCGGAAAUCCAAAUUCCAGAAAGACCACAAAGAACAGCGCAACCGUCCUCGUCACUCCAGAACCUGCCAAUGUUCCCAAGGGGAUUCUGCCGCUUGCACCACCUACUUCUCAACUCGACAAUCGACCUCUUGAUCAGUCAAACAAGCAGAACAUGUGCGAUGAGACAACAUUACCGAUCGCAGAGGCCGUUCUAUCCAAUGAGACACGCUGUAGAACCAACUCGCUUGUCCGUCUCUCACCAUCAGGAAAGGGGGACAACUGGCUGGAUAUAUGGGCGGACGUCGUGAGUGUUUUACCCAUCAACAAGAACACCGGAGACAAUCCCCGCUGGAUAUCUCUACUCACCAAGGUCCUCGGCCAUACAUUUGGUUACGACGGUGUCAACAAUGUUCUCCAUAUGGCAGAGCAAGUAUACAACAACCUUGACUUGCUGGAGCUUGACUCGACUACUUCUCUUGACGGGGCUCAAGACUCCCCUUUCCGAUCUGCUGCUGUCUGCGUGAAGAAUAUCUGGGCUAGAUCCAAAGGAGAUGCUCUGAUGACUGUGGAAGUUAUGGUCUACUAUACGGAAUUGGCCGAAAAUUUUAGUCGUCUCGAAAGAGACACCUAUCACUCAGAGACGAGCAUAGGCCAGGAUUGGCUCGAGUAUUCUCAAAACCGUACAAAGUCGCUACAAGUCCGUCAGAACUUUGUCUUCGAUCGAAUUCUUGAAUGCAUCACUCCUUCCAGCACGUCCGGACGCAAGAAAAAGGAUAAUAAAGACAACACCAGGGGCGCAAAGAAGCAGAAGAAGGACAAGACCUUUGAGGAAAUGAAGCAGGACAGAGACAGGAUUAAAUUACAAAAGGAACGUAUCAUGGCUCGCAACAUCGCUCUUAUGGUACGGCUGUUCGGUCAUGGAAUCCUGCCAUUGAUGGGCAGUUCGACAUGGAGAGAAACACUUUCACAAUACGCCGCAGCUACCGCCGAGCCGUUGCUCACAGAGUUGUUGGCAAAGUGUCCUAUACUCCGCCAAAUUUGCGACAGUGUCGACAAGAACUUCUAUCAAUAUGUCAGAAUUAGAGGCAAGAUCGUUGACCUGCCUGAGAACUGUCUGAUUGGCUGUAAUGUCAGCCUUGAGCUACGUGAAAAGUACACUUUGGCCUAUCUUCUUGCGGCGCCUGGAGAGUUGGGCGAGCAGCCUGUGGAUUUCGUGAACAAAGAAAUGCAUGUCACUCUAGAUGAGAAUGAUGAGAGAUCGAGCAAUGAGAGACCUGCCGAGGUUAGAGAGUUGCGUGGCAUUGGAGAAGAGCUGGCUCAUGACGCAUUCAACGACGAUCUUGAAGACGCUCUCGGAGAGCUAGUCGGUAACAGCUCGUGGCCUAAGGCCGUCACUGAUCGUGUCAACGACAAUGGAUGGAAAUACUUCACGCAUUCGGAGCAGUGGGGCCAUAUGCCUGCUCAGCACCCUAGAGUCGAGGCCAUCGAUGAGACCCAGCACCGCGUCACCUCGAUGUUGGCGCUCGUCUCUUUGGAGGAUCAGGACGACGACGACUCUAAGCCCAUGUUCUGA
Aureobasidium melanogenum CBS 110374 is the source of this 1851-nucleotide messenger RNA. RefSeq lists its product as uncharacterized. Bases 1 to 1851 code for a protein of 616 amino acids. NCBI's taxonomy places the organism in Eukaryota, Fungi, Ascomycota, Dothideomycetes, Dothideales, Saccotheciaceae. The transcript is spliced from 4 exons. The record is from RefSeq and is a predicted model, not a curated record.